UGUUCUUUCCGUACACGUGUCACUUCGUCCAUGUCGUCUACUACCAAGCGCUGGAGCUACGGCUUUUGCAGCUGGGUGGACUUUUUCUCGUGGUUGACCUCCGUGGUCCUCCAUCCAAGGAAUGGCUGGACACGGGGAUAAUCAUGACUUUGGGGGCAGCAGUCGCAAUCAGGGUGGAGGCGGAUGGGACUACGGCGGACAUCGCGAGUAUGGCGGAGGACAUCGAGGUUAUGCGAGCGAUCGUGGUGAUAGUGGCGACAGAGGUUACGAUGGUGACCGGAGGUCCGGUGGGGAGCGGAUCUUUGAUCGAGGCCUGUGGCCGGGACCCCCUAUCUGUUUCAAUUGCGAUGAGCCAGGCCACUAUGCGAAUCAGUGUUCGCAUCCAAGGUGGAACUCACAUCCUUCGACAUCGGCAAGCCGUGGUGGCUCUAGCCCUCCUAAUAGACCGAACUUCAGCAGGUGCCAGCUAUUGGACCCUCUGGAAUCCAAAGUAGCUGAGAUUGGAAGUCGCGCAGGGCGUGAGGUUUGGGCAUCACAGCGCAGGAAAGCCGAGAGGAAGGAGGCCGAGGAACGUGCAGAGGCUGAACGGGUGGCGGCGGUUCUUAACAAGAAGAAGAAGGAAGAGAAGUCGUGCAAAGAAGUUGACAUCAAGGAGGAGCUUCAUAAAAGCUUGGAUGCCAGAAUGGUUGUUCGGGUUGGCAAACUCCAUGAGGAUGUGGAUUCUGCAGUGCCGGCGGAAGAGAGUAGCGCGAGUAGCAACAAGACUGAGGAGUUGAAUCUGCAGACAAGGAGAUUGUGUAUCAUUGAGAAGAGGAAACGUGGGCCUGAAGCAGUCUUCAAAGGCAGUUCCCCGAUGGAGCUGCCACCUAAGCGUACACCGAAACGGGGAUCCCGACCUGUUGGGUUUUCAGGGAGACCAGUACACCUAAGAAGACUCCUCCGUGCUACCAUUGGUAUUGUCGGACGAUUGAGAUUUGAGAAACGGGUAUUGAGCGACCUUAAGAAUUUGGACGCACUCGUCCUACAGAACAUCUGCAAAGAUGAAGGGAUACCGUACAAUGUUGGUUAUGACGGAGGGCUCGUAGAUCUCAGCUUCGGUUUGAGGUCUGGGAGUGGCCAGGACGUCACGCACACCGUUCUCGUGAACCCGGGUUCUUCCAGCAACCACACAGCGCCUUCGGUGGGGCCGUGUGGCCUUCCUGACACCCGCGGCCGGGGUUGUGGUCAGUCGGGCGACGAACGUGGACUCGUUUCGCGAGGGCGGACGACAGUGGGCACAGCAGGUGUUCGUGCGGAGGGGACGAGGACAGGUGGAUCGACAACGGCAGGCGGCGCAGUCCACCGAGGAGGGGAUGACGCUGACGGCUACGCUGCGGAGGUCGCGGGGCGAGAGGUUUGGGAUGAUUAUCGGCGACAAUCGCGACAAUCUAGCACGUCCGCCAUAACGAGAGGGGUGGCGAAGAUCAAUGUACGGGCGGACGACACACCCGGCGAUUGCGACGGCGCGGGUGGUGAAGAUUUGUCGGCAGGCGACGGGGGCAACGACAACGACGACGACGACGACGGGGAGAUGGAGAUUCGUCCGCUGGGGAAGAAACGGGGAGGGCCGAGGGCGACGAGCAAGUCCAGCGAGCCGCGCGCGGGGCGGAGAGGCAAGAAGACUGCGGGAGAUGCAUUGGCAGGCGACGGAGCGAAAAGCAGGGAUUUUUGGACCGUGGAACACAUGAUUGCUCUUGUUAGAGCUAAAAGAGACCAGGAUUUGCAUCUUGCUGGCCUCGGCCACAACAUGGGAAGGAUGAAGACGAAGACAUGGAAGUGGGCCGACAUCGAGAGCAGGCUCGUGCAGAUCGGGGUGACGACUAAAAAGGCCGAUGACUGCGGGAAAAAAUGGGAUAACCUAUACAUGCAGUUCAAAAUUGUGCACAAACUUCCAGCCAGAAGAAGUGGUGAUGGUGGACGCGCAAGGUACUUCAGCGGCGCCGCGAUUGGGUUUCGGGCGAGAUGGGUUGACGAGGGAACAGGUGUCCGCUGUGAAGCAGAGCAUUGCUGUUGGUGCUGCCGGGGCGUAGCAAAGGACCUCGAAGGCGGCAGCGGUUGUCAUAACGGAGGUGCGCGUCCCGAGGCAACUUCCCGCGGCGACGGGGAAGGUCCAGCCACGUCAGCCACUUCCACUGCAACAGUUGGAGGCUUCGGGGGGGGGAAAGCACAGCCCGCGCAAAAGGGCGAUGCAACGGCGAUCGGCACUCGGACGGCGGCGGCGGAUCGCAGUGGUAGAACCAGAGUUGCCGAAGGUGCGGGCGAGGAGAGGGUAGACGACGUCCGCAACGACGUCCGCCACGACGAGGGAAGAAGAGACGGAAAGCGGGAGGGCGACGACGACGACGACCGUCCACUUGUAACGAGGUUGAAGGGAGACGCAAAGGAGGAUGGUCUGGAGGAAAGAUCGAAGUUGUGGGUUGAUUGCGACUCUUUCUGGGGUCAGGGACCAGGGAAACCCUUGAGGGAGGCGGUUGGCGAGUGCGCGGACUACUUCAUCGCAAUCGCCAACGGAGACGCGGGAGCUGAACCGCCUGCGAUGCUCAUACUGCCGCCGAACGACAUCUUCAAAUCGUCGUCGCAGUCGGCUGGAUUCGCUCGUCCAGAGUCGUACAUCACUGUCGACAUUGCCACAAACGUCGCACGAGCAGUUUGGAAGGGGCAGGAAUGGUCGAAUGUGGUGUCCCCUGCACUCGUGUACCACACUCUGGCGAUGAAGAUGGACGUGCCUCUGUGGUUCGCGGGGGUGAAGAUUGUGGAUCGGCCAGAGGACGACGACAUGGCGGUGCGGCAGGAGGCGACAGUUCUUCGCAUCGCGGAGUGCUGGACAGACGCAAUGUGGUGUGGACAAUGGGCAGACGACGGGCGCGUGAAACAAGAGAGGUUGUCUAGGCUUGCGGACUGUCUUCGAGCGUUGUUGAGCGCGUGCAUGUGGAUCAUGCGCAUGGGUGGUGACGACGACCGUUCGCACUACGAGGCGUGCCUUUGCUCGUCCCUGGUCGCCAAACCGACAAUGAUAGCGGCGGCGUCGUACAUCUUCAACUGGCGGCGACACAUCGUCGACAGCGCGAACCUCGUCUUGGAUCGUAUAGGGAAGGCUCACCUCACGCUGGGAGAAUACCCACACUGCAUUCCGAAAUGGUGUGACUGCGGGUUGGUGUUCGGCCACAACGCGGCCCUGAAAAACGUGGCGGAAGCCGCGAAACACGGAUGGAUUGGCAGCGGGCCUGCGGCGGAGGAAGUGGGAGACGAGGACGGUUGACACGUGGGUGCGUCCGUGGCGCAGCGUCAAGGUGCGGUCGAGGCGACUCGAACAGCGUCUGGUAUCGAGUGUC
Molecule: messenger RNA, 3371 nt
Organism: Chara braunii
Lineage: Eukaryota; Viridiplantae; Streptophyta; Charophyceae; Charales; Characeae
Source: the annotation of a GenBank genome assembly